Rhinichthys klamathensis goyatoka is the source of this 1618-nucleotide messenger RNA. Its product is annotated as gastrula zinc finger protein XlCGF52.1-like. The transcript has 3 exons. Gene Ontology annotation, biological process: regulation of transcription by RNA polymerase II. Lineage: Eukaryota; Metazoa; Chordata; Actinopteri; Cypriniformes; Leuciscidae. Gene Ontology annotation, molecular function: DNA-binding transcription factor activity, RNA polymerase II-specific; RNA polymerase II transcription regulatory region sequence-specific DNA binding. Gene Ontology annotation, cellular component: nucleus. The record is from RefSeq and is a predicted model, not a curated record. The coding region runs from base 255 to 1508 and encodes 417 amino acids.
GUUGAAGCUGAAAGUGACUCUGUUAACGAUCGUGAAUGAAGGACAAAUGUGGAAUAUUUUCUUCGGAUGUCGUAUAUUUCCAGUCUGCAGAUCUGGUCCUGUGGGCGUCAGUAUCACACAGUGAUCACAGUUCACACCUGCUGUGAAGCCCCUCCCACAACAAUUCACCAAUAAAUACUGGGAAUAUUCCCAUCAUCCUACAAAAGAAGGACAAACUCCAGGAGUAGCAGCUGAAAUCUGUGUGACUGUUAAAGAUGGAGUUUAUUAAAGUGGAGAUUGAAGACAUGAGUGAUCCAGAACCAUCCAGAAUAAAACAUGAAGAUACUGAAGAACAAAUAGACCAGAUGGAAGUGAAGGAGCAAAUACUGAAACUAAAUGACGUCAAUAAAUACUGUGACUUCAAAAGUCAAGGAAGAAAAGCCAAAAAGCUGCACUCCUGCUCUCAGUGUGGAAAGAGUUUCCAAAAAAAAUCAAAUCUUAACACACACAUGAGAAUUCACACUGGAGAGAAACCGUAUCCAUGCACUCAGUGUGGAAGGAGUUUUUCUCAAGCAUCAGCUCUCAGUGUUCAUCAACUCCGUCACUCUGGAGAAAAACCAUUUAACUGUGACCAGUGUGGUAAAGAUUUUAAGUCAUCAUCAAGUCUAAAACAACACCUGAAAGUUCAUUCAGAUGAGAGGCCUUAUGUGUGUUCUCUCUGUGGAAAGAGUUUUUUAAGGCUGGACAAUUGUAAACAUCACCAGAAAACACAUGAUGAAGUGAGAGAUCUUGUGUGUUGUGACUGUGGGAAGAGCUUUACAUUUACCCAACUGAAACGGCACCAAAGAAUUCAUUCGGGAGAAAACCACUGUACUCAGUGUGGAAAAAGUUUCACAAAUAAAGGAGACCUUAACAAACACGCAAGAAUUCACACUGGAGAGAAACCGUAUACAUGCACUCAUUGUGGAAAGAGUUUCACAAAUAAAGGAGACCUUAACAAACACGCAAGAAUUCACACUGGAGAGAAACCGUAUGCAUGCACUCAGUGUGGAAAGAGAUUUUCUCGUGCAUCAACUCUCAAUAAUCAUCUGCGUAUUCACUCUGCAGAAAAACUAUUCAACUGUCAUCAGUGUGGUAAAGAUUUUAAUUCGUCAUCAAAUCUAAAACAACACCUGAAAGUUCAUUCAGAUGAGAGGCCUUAUGUGUGUUCUCUCUGUGGAAAGAGUUUUUUAAGGCUGGACAAUUGUAAACAUCACCAGAAAACACAUGAUGAAGUGAGAGAUCAUGUGUGUUGUGACUGUGGGAAGAGCUUUACUAGAGAUGACCAUCUGAAACUGCACCAAAGAAUUCAUACUGGAGAAAAACCUUACAAGUGCUCAUACUGUGACAAGAGUUUUACUGUGUCUGGAAACCUGAAAUCACACGAGCGACUUCAUACUGGAGAGAAGCCGUACUACUGUACUCAGUGUGAGAAAUGUUUCAAACAUUUAUCAAGCCUUUACAAUCAUAGGAAAAAAUGUUGCACAUGAGCAACAAUCUUUUUAAUGCCAAAUACUUCACUGUGAGAUAAAAAAGUGAAAAUCUUGGGAAACUAGAAAGGCUUGAGAUUCGAAGCUUCACCAGUCAACAACUCUUACAG